This is a messenger RNA of Ahaetulla prasina, 2346 nucleotides long. Its product is annotated as zinc finger protein 260-like. Bases 1 to 2346 code for a protein of 781 amino acids. Gene Ontology annotation, cellular component: membrane. Gene Ontology annotation, biological process: G protein-coupled receptor signaling pathway; negative regulation of transcription by RNA polymerase II. Gene Ontology annotation, molecular function: DNA-binding transcription repressor activity, RNA polymerase II-specific; G protein-coupled receptor activity. The record is from RefSeq and is a predicted model, not a curated record. The transcript has 3 exons. Lineage: Eukaryota; Metazoa; Chordata; Lepidosauria; Squamata; Colubridae.
AUGAACAUUUUUUACAGUAGAUUAUUUACUGAUCCAGGAAGAAUCCUAUGCUUCAUUUUUGCCAUUCAACAAGUCAACAAGAAAUCUCAGCUUUUGUACAAUCUCACACUCGGCUACAACAUCCAUGACAAUUAUAUGAACACCCUUGGCACUUCAGAUGCCUUGCUGGACAUGCUCUCAACUGGAGAAGCCAAUAUUCCCAACUACAGUUGUGGAAAGAAGGACAACCUGAUGGCUGUUCUUGAUGGAUCUCUUGAUGACAUCUCCAUUCAGAUGUCAACAUUAGUAGGCACCUACAAAGUCCCACAGAUCAGUUAUGAAAUUGUUUCGGAGGCUUUGAGUGAUAAAAGUCAAAUGCCUUUUUUCCAUCAGAUGUUCCCACAAAAUGGGAUCCAGUGCCACCAGGAAAACCUUUGGAGGAAGCUCUGCUUGCAGGAUCCCAUCUGGCUCAGUCACCGGGACCAGAAGUUUCGUCUUCUCAUCAUUUGGACUCGUGCUGGAGCUCAUCCUCCUGCCCGUCUUCCAACCUUUUGGCCAAAGUUCUGCUUGUUACAGUUUCCUUGGAUUGAAAGCUGUGGACGUGAGCAGCCCCUGGAAACUAUGCAGAGGGGGGAACAUGUUGGCCAGAGGUCCCUUCAGCGGAAUCUGGGGAGACUCUACAAAUGCUCGAAGUGCGGGAAAUCCUUUGCUUACCGGUCCCUCCUUUUGAUCCAUCAGAAGCUACAUACGGGGAAUGGAUCCCACCUGUGUUUUCUUUGUGGAAACUCCUUUCCUGGAAUGUGGAGCUUUGCCAAACAUCUCCGGAGCCAUCCUGGACUGAGGCCUUAUAAAUGCGGAGAGUGCGGGGAGCGUUUUGAUAAAGGAUCGGACCUUGGAGCCCAUCAGCGAAUUCACCAGGGAAAGAGAUCUCAGGAAUCCUGGAAGCGCUGGGGAAGAUUUCCUGGGAGACGGCGUCUUUCUAGGCCUCAGAACAGCCCAGCUGAAGAGAAGCCCUGCGAGUGUGUGCAAUGUGGGCUGUGCUUUUCUCAAAACUCACAGCUGUUUAAACAUCAACAAAUCCACACCAGAGAGAAACCUUAUCAAUGUCUUGAGCGUGGGAAAUCUUUCCGUUAUAAACAAUUAUUUAGAAAACAUGAGAUUAUUCACACAGGGCAGAGUCCUUAUAAAUGCUUUGAGUGUGGAAAAUGUUUCACUCAGAGCUCAUCUCUUUGCCAACAUAAUAAAACACACACAAAGGAAAGCAAAACGUGCCUAGAAUGUGGGAAAUCUUUUUCUAGCAAAUCAUGCCUGCUGAAUCAUCAGAGAAUUCACACUGGAGAAAGACCCUAUGAAUGCCCAGAAUGUGGGAGAUGUUUUUGUGAAAAGUCAACACUAAUUCGACAUCAAAGAAUUCACACUGGGGAAAGACCCUAUCAAUGCCCAGAAUGUGAGAAAAGAUUUGUGGCAUCUGCUACACUUCGGAGCCACCAAAGAACACACACGGGAGAAAAACUAUACAAAUGUAAUGAUUGUGAUAAAUGUUUUUCUCAGAAGAAAGCUCUUUUUCAACAUCAGAGUAUCCAUACAGGGGUGAAGCCCUUUAUGUGCAUCGAGUGUGGAACAUUUUUCCGUAUAAAACAAAGCCUCCAAAGUCAUGAGAAUGUUCACAGAGGGGAAAAAAAGUUCAAAUGUUUAGAAUGUGGGAAAGCAUUUGCUCAUUCAUCAUCCCUUAGAAUUCACUGCCAAAGUCAUACGGGUGAGAGACGCCACAAAUGCUCAGUGUGUGAGAAAUCUUUUACCCGGAAAGAUGCACUUUUGAUACAUCAGAGUAAGCACAGUGGAGAGAAGCAAUAUAAAUGUCCGGAGUGUGAGAAAACUUUUCUUUGCAAGUAUUAUCUUAGAAGACAUGAGAGGAUUCACAAAGGAGAGAAUAUGCAGAAAAAUGAAAUGUGCCCAGAAUGUGGGAAAUGUUUUGUCAGAAAGUCACACCUAAUUCAACAUCAGAAACUUCACACCGGAGAAAGACCCCAUCACUGCCCAGAAUGUGGGAGAUGUUUUGGCACAAAGUCACAACUAAUUCGACAUCAGAGACUUCACACUGGAGACAGACCUUAUCAAUGCCCAGAAUGUGAGAAAACAUUUGUGGAGUCUGCUGAACUUCGGAGACAUCAGAAGGGACACACAGGAGAGAGGCCCUGUAAAUGUGCGGAGUGUGGGAAAGGUUUUCCCACAGAAACACGACUACGGGCUCAUCAGAGAAUCCACAUGGGGGAGAAGCCAUACCUGUGUGUGGAGUGUGGGAAAUGUUUUUCCCGAAAACAACACCUUGCAAAGCAUCAAAAGGUCCAUACACGAGUGAAGCCAUAG